Messenger RNA from Striga hermonthica, 432 nucleotides. Lineage: Eukaryota; Viridiplantae; Streptophyta; Magnoliopsida; Lamiales; Orobanchaceae. The record is from the annotation of a GenBank genome assembly.
AUGGCUACAAAACUUGUUCUUGCACUGAUUUUUUCCCUCCUUUAUCUUUUGCAGGUGUCCUCUGAUCCCAGAAAUAUUAAUGGAGAAACAAACCAUGCUAGCCAGGCAUUGCAUAUGCUUAGCAGAGGAGAGAGGAAGCUGAUGCACAAAUUCUACCUCGAUGUCUCCAAGUAUAUUUACAACCCGAUGAUCUCCCGAGCGCUUGCUUUUGCCCCGGCUCCGAGCCCAAGCCCAAGCCUAAGCCUGGACUGCAACGGGCUGUGCCAGCACAGGUGCAGCCAUCACUCAAGGCCGAAGGUGUGUUUUAGGGCUUGUGGGACUUGCUGUGUGAGGUGCAAAUGUGUGCCUCCAGGGACCUCUGGCAACAGGGAAGUGUGUGGAAAGUGUUAUACUGACAUGACAACACAUGGAAAUAAGACCAAGUGUCCUUGA